AUGUCGCGGUCAUCAAUGUCUCCAGCAGAGGAGAAUACUACCACCAGCAAUCCUACUACCAGUACUCGAGGCCGAAGAAGAUCGCAUCACGCCUGUUUGACUUGCAGACGCAAAAAGACUCGUUGCCCUGGCGAGAAACCACAAUGCUCAAGCUGUGUUCGCCUCAAACAGUCUUGCUCUUAUCCCCCAGCUAUUAGGCCCUCUCAGAGCGGUCCUUCGGAGGAGAGAUUGGCGCAUUUGGAAGAGAAGCUUGACUUUUUACUCAACGGUAAUUUGUCCACACAAAAGCAACAACAACAAAACAACCAGACCCAACGUCAACAAUCACAACUCGAAUCCCCUCAAGAAACAACAGAUACUUCUGAAAAGUCAUACUCUGGCCUUCAAAACACGCGCGAACCAAGUUAUCCCACGAGUCAUCCCUCGGUCAAGUCCGAAUCCGAAAACUCAUCGCUGCGACCUAGCGUAUCCGACAUCGCAGUUGGAGUUGCACUCUACUUCGAGUACUGCCACCGACAGCCAAUAUGGUGCUUUGAGAGAGACGAGGUCAGCGACUUUGCCUCGAUGCAUGAUGAGCUCGCCUGCAGUAUUCUUGCUCUAACUUUGCGCUUUUCCGAUAAUGCCGAUCAGGCAAAGUUGUAUGCCAACAAUGCAAAGAGUCUUAUUAUGCUGCGCAUCGCAAAUGGCAGUGUAGAUCUUGCCACGCUUGAGAGUCUUUGUUUGCUUUCUUACUCGUCAUUUAUUGAUGGAAAUGUGCAUCUGGGUCAAUUCCAUCUCGGUCUUGCUCAUCAAUUAUGUCGCUCCGCCAUGCUGGACGUCGAGUCCUUCUAUGCCGUUGGAGACCCCAUGACAGAGCGCAAGAAGCGACUGUUUUGGAGUUUACAAAUGCUUGAGCAAUCUUAUGGUCGUCAAGAAGGUCUUUUGAGUGUCCCGACAGAGAUCUGGCGACCAGCUUACUCUACAACAAGAGGUCCUCAGCCAGAGCACGAUCCUCGAGCUCCCACUCUGCCUCGAGAUGACCUUGGCUGCCACCAUCAGAAUGAACCCGGUAUCUGGAAUACCAGUGUUCAUCUCGGUUGGGUUUGGAGUCAAGUCCGAAAAUAUGUUUCUGAUUGUGCCCACAACAACAUCAAAGAGCCAUGGCGACAUGACUCAAUGUAUGCAAAGGUUCUUGCCGACUUUAUGGAGACGGAGAACAGGAUACCCAUGUGCCAUCGCUACGACACUGUCAAGUUUUAUGAGCGCAAAGUUGAAGACUUGAAGAUGCAUCGCGAUUACUGGGCCCCUUGGCUCAAGGAGCAAUUCACAUACCACGUCAUUCCCACCGUCCUUAACCAUCCUUUCCUCUACAUUGUCGGAGCCCAGCACAACCCCAACCUCGCCAUCCCCAACACCUUUUGGAGACGAUCUUCCGAACUCGCACUUUUGCAUUCUACUUGGAUCGUUCGAAUGAUCGACAUGGUAGUUGACAAGCAAGUGCCCCUCGCAGAUCCUUUCUUCGGGCAUGUGGCUGCUAUCGCGGCCACGGUGCACCUGUACUACUGUUGCGCCGCUGCGGCCAGGUUAAAGCACAAGUCCAAUGCCGAUUUUGCCAAGUGUAGGCGGUUCCUCAAGAACUUUUUGCCUACUUCAGCUGCUUGCAGAGCAUUGGACCGCAACCUUGACAAGAUGACGCGUAUUGCCGCUGGCACAUCUGACAGCAUGGAGGUGGACGACUGGAUGCCCUCCAAGAUCUAUCUUAGCGUUCCCCUCAUGUGGAAGAUCCUCCAGUUCAACACAGUGGCCGACUCUCAAGAGCUUCCCACGGCUGGUCUCCUCAACCAAUCGUUGGUGCCCAACUCAAUGCAUGAAGGGGACAAUGAGAACGUCACUUUGGAGAUUAUUGUCGCUAGCGCCCCGGAGAUAUCCAUCAACACAGCUGAUGGUGGCCAAGAGGCUCCUACACUGUCCUACAAAGCCCCUCUAUCUUCGUCGCAGGGCCCAGACUCGGCGCGCGACACAGUCUACGACGAAGUUCCCGUCGAUGACAGCCUAACGCUGUGCACAACACCUUGGCUCUAUGCCGACUCUUCACAAUUCGUGAACAUCGCUGAUAUGGGCUGCGACGACCCGCAACCUCCCAUGAGCGAGAGUAACCGCGGGCCCGCUUGGUGGGAGGGUGAAAAUUUUAGUAAUAUCAUGUUUAAUCACUUUUAG
Molecule: messenger RNA, 2196 nt
Organism: Fusarium poae
Lineage: Eukaryota; Fungi; Ascomycota; Sordariomycetes; Hypocreales; Nectriaceae
Exons: 6
Coding region: 1-2196 (731 amino acids)
Biological process (GO): regulation of DNA-templated transcription; DNA-templated transcription
Cellular component (GO): nucleus
Molecular function (GO): DNA binding; DNA-binding transcription factor activity, RNA polymerase II-specific; zinc ion binding
Source: RefSeq, a predicted model, not a curated record